AAUAAAGCCAUUGAUAAGGCUGGGCAAGCUUAUCAAUACAACAUUGUGAAAUUUUCUUCCCAUAAACUUCUCUUUAGAAUUUUUUGAAUUGAAGUCAUAAAUUUUUGAGGUGUUUACUGUAACUGACUCAGAACUUUUCAUAUUUCCUCCAGUGGCUCUGCACCGUCUUGUAAGUUGUGCUCAGAGAUCAAGUGAUAGCAGUCCGUGUUAAAAUGUCCAGUUCAAAAUUGAUUGCCCAUUCUCAGUUAUUCAAAGCCCUCAAGUUAAAAUGUCAGCAACAUCAGACUCAACGCUUUUUAGCAGCCAUCGCAGAACCAAAAGUAGAUCAAGUUCGAAGCAAAAUGAAGGCUUGGCAGAUUCAUUCUUAUGGUGGCCUCGAUGAACUCCAGCUCUCCGAAGCUAGGUUACCCAGCAUUAGUUCUGAUCGUAUACUCAUCAAAGUGUCCACAUCAAGUGUCAAUCCAUUAGACGUAGCUAUGACAAAUGGCUACGGAGCAAUUCUGCUGAACAAGAUUCGCCAAACAGAAGCUGGUAGCUGUGAGCCAAUUGUUGAGUUUCCUUUGACUCUGGGCAGGGACUUUUCAGGCACUAUAAUUGCUAAAGGAGACAAAGUUGGCUCUGAGUUUCAAAUUGGAGAUGAAGUUUUUGGAGUUACUCAACCUCAUGAAAGCGGUUGUCAUGCAGAAUUUGUCACUGCGCAUAAGUGUUUAGUUCAUAAGCUUCCAGAAAAUAUAAAGCCAAUUGAAGCAGGCUCAACUUUGUAUACUGGUCUGACAGCAUGGUCUGCGCUGAAGGUAACUGGUGACUUGGCAAUAAUUCCACCAAAGAACAAGGUUGUACUCGUCAUCGGCGGUGCAGGAGGUGUUGGCUCUGCGGCGAUUCAGUUGUUGAAAGCAUGGGAUGCACAGGUGGUUGCCACGUGUGCAGCAGACGCCGUUCCCUUGGUACAGUCUCUUAAAGCAGAUGUUGUCAUCGACUACUCAUCCAAUUCUUCGAAACUUAUUUCUGUCUUGCAAUCUGUUGGAAAGUACGAUAUCAUUCUUGAUGCAGCUGGUAUUCCGGAGUCAGAAAUACCCAACUAUUUGCCCUUACUGAAAGAAUGGUCCUUAGCCAAAUUUAUUACUUUGAAGUCACCUUUGUUACGCAACAUCGAUGAAAAUGGUGUUAUCAAUGGGAUGAUUCUGAACGGUUUCAGCCUUUUGGCCAACAAUCUACCCAAUCUAUUCAAAGGAAGCACUGUUCGUUGGGGAUUCUUCAUGCCUUUGAAUCAAGGUGUUAAGGAGAUUGCGCAUCUAUUGGAAACAGGAAAGAUGAAAUCCGUCAUUCACAAGGAGUUUGGCUUCCAAGAGCUAAAAGAGGCUUAUCAAACAGUCAAAGAUGGCCAUUUGAGAGGCAAAGUGGUUGUGAAAAUGGAGGAUGAAAAGUAACUGAACCCCUCGUGCACAUCUCCAAACUAUUAAACCGGUGCGCUUUUGUUCCUAAUUGUGUUUACUGAGUGCUUGUUAAAUAAUAUCCUCUUUGUACCUGUAGCAUCAAAGAUGUGGUCAUUAAAAAAGAUCUCUAUAAUCAGAAAAAACAAAAUUUUUCUUAAGAGUACAAGAAUAUUUUACUUUACAAGUUGAAGAGGUAGAUUUAGAAUUUGAUCUUAAGCUAAGCUUGAAUGUUUCCAAAAAGAGCUUUAAAUCUAUUCUUCAUUAUAAAUGUAGAUACUCAUUCAAAACCUUUCUUGGAAGCAGAAAUAACCAUCUUUCAACUGGAUCUGAUCAUUUUUUUCUUUCAACAAACAAUUAGAAAACAAUUGCCUUUCACCGCAGACCUCUCAAAGUCAAACAGUAUUUUUUAGUACUCCAGCACAUUGAUGUAUAUUUCUCAUAUCCUUACCUAGUCAUGUUGCCCAAAUUCUAGUAAGAAAUUAAUAUUCUACAUGAUUUUUGCCUGGAGAACGCAAGAAAAUAUAAGCACAUAUAAGAACUUGCAAUAUUUAUAAUAAAUAAAAAUGAGUACUUUUAUUCAUUUGAUUUUUAAAAUAUGUACCGAAAAUGUGUUUCUGUAGCCCAGCUACUUAAAUGUACAAUCAGUCUGUUAGUGAAGUUUGUAUUUUACUUGUAAAAAGCAGUAAGAAGAAAGAUUUUACUAUGAAGAAAAAAUUAGGGACUCAAUGCUUUUAAAAAGAAUACAGAUAUAGUUUGCUACCUAUGAUUUGUUGUAGCUACUCCAACGCAUAAUGAUGAAAUUUUACUUAUCUAUCAUUAUAGCACAUUUAAUCAAGAAUCAACAUCCAACUGUUUUCAUUUUUAGCUGAAAAUGCUGCUUUUGUUGUCUAUUGGAUCAUCACAAACAAACAAACAAAUUUUUCUUGUUGUAUUUAAGUAACUUUAAUCUUGUUGUUUUUUUAUUUUUUGCUCAAAUCCAUAAAAUAAAAUUGUGAGUUUUUUUUA
Bemisia tabaci is the source of this 2438-nucleotide messenger RNA. RefSeq names its product reticulon-4-interacting protein 1 homolog, mitochondrial. Gene Ontology annotation, molecular function: oxidoreductase activity; zinc ion binding. NCBI's taxonomy places the organism in Eukaryota, Metazoa, Arthropoda, Insecta, Hemiptera, Aleyrodidae. The record is from RefSeq and is a predicted model, not a curated record. Gene Ontology annotation, cellular component: mitochondrion.